GGGGGAUGCAUUUAAUUACAGACAGUGGCAUGCUAUAGUUCACUGCUAGAACUCACAUUGGCAGGUAAAGGGAACAGAAGAUAGCCUUGCCUGUAAAGCAGCUCUAGAGGCACUCUAGUAUUACUAUAGGAAGCAAGGCAGACAUGCUGUCUCUGAGUUAGUUACAGAUAGUGGGGAUGUACAAAAUAUCUCCCAGGCAGCACUGGCCAUUUUCUCCCCCUCCCCUUUCCAAACACACAUAGCUCUGGUGCUGUCUCUUUCUGGCAUUUAUUUCUGCGUGAGAAAAGGUGCAUGGUGCCUGGGAAGAAAAAAAAUAGCAAACCACUGGAGUGCACUUGGAUUUUCUUACUCGGGAUUAAAAUAACUUGGCAUGCUGAGACAAGAGGGACAUAUCUGGGCAAAUGUACUUUUUUCUGUUUGUGAGAAAUUGCUUGGAUGGCUUAUUUUUACUUUUAAUCAUUGACUCCAUCUUUAAUUUGGCACUGUUGCAACGACUUAGUUCAGGUUUGCCUUCUGCUUAGAAGUGGUACUGUUUCCCUCUUGACAAUGCUUACUGAGAAGUGUUUGGGAUUUGCUUACUCUGGCUUGUAUCUCUGGGCAUCUCUGUUCGUAUCCUUCAUUAAAGUUUCUCAGCAGGGCGAGAGCCAGAGGCGCUUGUAUAGAGAACUGCUGAAAAACUACAAUCGCCUUGAAAGGCCUGUGGUGAAUGACUCCCAGCCUCUUCUUGUGGAGCUACAAUUGUCUCUGCUACAGAUAAUUGACGUGGAUGAGAAGAAUCAGGUGUUGAUAACAAAUGCAUGGCUCCAAAUGUAUUGGAUUGACGUUUACUUGUCUUGGGAUCAGUAUGAGUACCCGGGUGUCCAGAACUUACGAUUUCCAGCUGAUCAGAUAUGGGUGCCAGACAUUCUCCUGUAUAACAGUGCGGAUGAAAGAUUUGAUGCAACAUUUCAUACAAACGUGUUGGUGAAUUACUCUGGCUCUUGUCAGUACAUUCCUCCAGGCAUUUUGAAGAGCACGUGUUACAUUGACGUCCGCUGGUUCCCCUUUGAUGUACAAAAAUGUGAUUUGAAAUUUGGUUCAUGGACCCACAGUGGUUGGUUGCUCGAUCUGCAGAUGCUUGAAGCGGAUGUUUCCAACUACAUAUCGAAUGGAGAAUGGGAUUUAGUAGGUGUGCCAGGGAAGAGGAACGUGUUGUACUAUGAGUGCUGCAAAGAGCCAUACCCAGAUGUGACUUACACUGUGACGAUGCGACGGCGCACCCUCUACUAUGGCUUGAACCUACUCAUUCCCUGUGUCCUCAUCUCGGGCCUGGCACUGCUUGUUUUCCUCUUGCCAGCUGACUCAGGGGAGAAGAUUUCUUUAGGUAUCACAGUCCUGCUGUCGCUGACGGUGUUCAUGCUGCUCGUGGCUGAGAUCAUGCCUGCUACUUCUGACUCCGUUCCUCUAAUAGCUCAGUAUUUUGCAAGCAUCAUGGUCAUUGUUGGCCUCUCUGUGGUGGUAACAGUUCUGGUCCUUCAGUUUCAUCAUCAUGACCCACAAGCUGGAAAAAUGCCCAGAUGGGUUCGUGUUGUUCUGCUGAACUGGUGUGCUUGGUUUUUAAGAAUGAGAAAACCUGGAGAAAACAUAAAGCCCCUCUCUUGCAAGUACAGCUACUACAAGCAAGAUUCAAGCAUUAGCAGUGUUGAGAUGAACGUUUUACCUGGGCACCCAUCUAGCAAUGGCAACAUAAUCUACAGCUAUCAUGCCAUGGAAAAUCCUUGCUGCCCACAAAACAGCGAUUUAGGAGGCAAGUAUGGAAAGGUCACUUGCUCCUCCCCGGAAGAUAUUGAGCUUGUUCAAAAGAGGGCUUUAAUGGAUACUAUCCCAGUGAUUGUCAAAAUCCUGGAAGAAGUUCAGUUCAUUGCAAUGCGCUUCAGAAAACAAGAUGAGGGUGAAGAAAUCUGUAGUGAGUGGAAGUUUGCAGCUGCUGUUAUAGACAGAUUAUGCUUGGUUGCAUUUUCAUUGUUUGCAAUCAUCUGCACAUUUACAGUACUAAUGUCUGCUCCAAAUUUCAUAGAAGCUGUUUCAAAGGAUUUUACAUAAAGCUCUGAGAUGAACACAGUGAAAGAAAUGCCAUUUCCAAAUAAGCAUUGCCAUUAACUCUGCUAAAUGAAGUAAUUUGAAACAGAGAAGUGUACUUUUAUGAGCUAACUUGCAUAGAAUGAAGUUGAAAUUAGUUUCAGAAGCUGAUUAUCCCUAAUGGUAGUGAUUGUAAUUACUGAAUAAUAUAAAACACUGGGCUCUGUUAUUUAUUUCUUAGACUGUGUCUACCUGUAAUAAUGUCAUAAUCUGUGACAAUUGAGAUAGUUGAGAACCUAAACUACAGUAUAUUUGUUACAACUUUACACUAGUGUGUGUGUGCUGCUAAGAAAACACUAGUAGAAAUUUAGCUACUCUUUAACAGCUACUUUGACAAAUCACUCAGAUUAACCUGUUCUUUAGUAAACUGUCAUUUUUGGUAUCUUUACAUUUUAGCAUCUUUGUUUAUUAUGGCUGUGCUGUGCAUUUCUCAGAUUGGCAGUGAUCACUCUGCACUCUGGUAUUGCUGUAUAAUGCCUUCAGUGAAAUAAACUACAAUUGUGUUAGCUUUUACUAAUUCUGUGACAAAAUUUUUUUUCCAGUAAAUAUGUUGACAUAAUGUAUUUUUGCUAAGAUUUUAAAGUAUUUUUUUUAAAUGCAUGUAAGAUUGGUUGUUGAAAGAAAACAGAAAAUUUGGUACCCAUUCAGGCACGUGCAUAGAUUCUACAUGAGCCUGCCGCAGUCUCCUCUUGCUGUUUAGCUGUUGCUGUGGUGCUGGCUUUGUGCUUAAAUUGAAACAUCUCUAAUGAUUUUGAAUUAAAGCUGCCAUUUAAAUACAGCUUCAGUAAAGGCCAUGGGAGGAUGCCACUUAUUUCAGUUGGAGGCCAGGACUUCACUGUUAGAAUUCUCAGGUUUGUCUUGCAGUGCUAUAUCUUUAUUCUUUGCUCAGUUCUGUUUGUAUGAUCUACUUUCAAACAUGGCCACAGCAGUCUUGUUAAAAGAAUUGUGUAAAAGCAAAAUUUAUUUUUUGUUAGCUACACUUUGACAUAGCCUACUUUUGUGUUUACAUGUACCAAUUUGCUGUUAUUAACUAUUAUAAUGCAAUGUUUAAACAUUAAUAAAGAGUAAUUGUUAAAUCAG
Messenger RNA from Alligator mississippiensis (American alligator), 3198 nucleotides. Its product is annotated as neuronal acetylcholine receptor subunit alpha-7. The record is from RefSeq and is a predicted model, not a curated record. Bases 547 to 2082 code for a protein of 511 amino acids. Gene Ontology annotation, molecular function: transmembrane signaling receptor activity; acetylcholine-gated monoatomic cation-selective channel activity. Gene Ontology annotation, biological process: regulation of membrane potential; chemical synaptic transmission; signal transduction. NCBI's taxonomy places the organism in Eukaryota, Metazoa, Chordata, Crocodylia, Alligatoridae. Gene Ontology annotation, cellular component: synapse; postsynaptic membrane; neuron projection. The transcript has 10 exons.